GAAAUACACCAGUAAGGCCAACAUAGACACAGCGUUCCAUUCCUCAUAAAAUGGAAACUAACUGAUUUGUAUUGAACAAAGUAUCGUUUGUUUGUAUUCCCUCAUAUUUUUCGCACAGUUGUUGGUUGACAAGCAUGCAGCGGUUGACUUUAAGGCGUAGGUUGUCGUACAAUACCAAUUCCAACAAGAGAAAGAAAGUCAAAACUCCGGGUGGCAAGGUUGUCUACAUCUAUGUAAAAAAACGUGGAACGUUUCCAAAAUGUGGCGAUUGCAAAAGUAAACUUUUCGGUAUCAAGCCAUCCAGACCGCGUGAAAGAACCUCAAUGAGUAAAAGGUUAAAGACUGUUAACAGGCCAUAUGGAGGUUCGCGCUGUCAUACUUGUGUCCGUAAUCGGAUCAUUCGUGCUUUCAUGAUGGAGGAACAAAAAGUCCUAAAACAACUCAUCAAGGAACAGAAAAGGAGAGAAAAGAAAGCCACCGCAGAACACAAAAAAUAAAUUAUUAAACAAAUUUCUUGGACGUCAAAGCACUUUUGAUAUGCUUUGUUGGUGUUGAUUACGUGUUUUAAAUGGUUCAUUCAGUGCUAUAAACCUUAUACUCGUGAAAACUAAAUUUGAGUAUGCAAGUGCCAUGUGUUUCUUAUCGUUCUCGUAAUAAAUUUGAUCAUAUUAAACACAGGUCCCAGAACAGAGCGCUCUCAUUUAUAUCGUGGGGUUAGAUGAACCUUGUUAUCAAGUAUUUUGUGUGCUCAGAUAAUCGAAAUUAGUCACUUAGUCGUAACAUCAUGGUACUAUGUAGUUCGUUCUCGAUUCCGGAUGUUCCAUUCAGAUCAUGCAGUUUCAAACCACUCGAUCAUUUAUAUCAUACUGGUGUCAAGAAGACCGGUCUCUGUAGAUCCAUGAAUUGAUUGCAUCAAGUGAUAUAUUAGGGUUUCUCACCUCCGUACUGCAAGCGAUAAUAACAGACAUGAUUGUGGAUCUGAACAUAUACUUGCUUCCUGUUAUCGCCUCAGGAUGUAAUCCGUCUUUUAAACCACACAUUAUGGCUCGAAGUGAUUCAUUUUUGUCGGAUGGUCUUAAGAAACAUUGUUGGCUUGCGACAUGCAUCACCUACGUCUUGCGUUUGGAUACUAGUGUAAGUGCUACUGAUGGUAUGACAGUUAGGGCUAGUCCGUAUAUGGUGAAUUUCAAAGUGACGGUCAAGGCAAACUCCAACACUAUCUUACAUGAAAAAGUUUGGUUAAUAUAGUUCUUUUCAAUAAUUUCUCAUCAGGUUCUACAAUUAUAAAUCCAGAUUAAUAAUGCAUAAAAUUGGCCAGAUUUAAGGCAAAAUACAUUUGGAAAUUGUAAUAUGUGAAUCAGGAAUUGUUUGUUAUAUAAAUAAAAU
This is a messenger RNA of Schistosoma guineensis, 1386 nucleotides long. The record is from the annotation of a GenBank genome assembly. Lineage: Eukaryota; Metazoa; Platyhelminthes; Trematoda; Strigeidida; Schistosomatidae.